AUGGACACAGCCACCAAAGUUGAGAAAACCAUCAGAGUCGGAGCCGUUCAGGCCGAGCCUGUCUGGCAUGACCUUGACGGAUGUGUGGACAAGACUAUACAGCUCAUCAAGCAAGCGGCUGUGGAUGGCGUUCAGGUUCUUGGAUUCCCUGAAGUCUGGAUUCCAGGCUACCCAUGGCAGAUGUGGUGCGCUCCACCAAUUAUCCAGGCGACUUGGGUUCCCCAGUAUCAAGCAAACUCCAUGACAAGGGACUCCCCCCAAAUGAAACGCAUUCAGGCUGCCGUCAAGGAAGCCGGUAUGUUUGUUGUGCUGGGCUACAGUGAGCGCGAGGGAGCCACCAUCUACAUUGCCCAAGCCUUCAUCUCACCCGAAGGCGAAAUCGUCCACAAUCGCCGCAAAAUCAAGCCUACUCAUGCGGAGCGUACCAUCUGGGGAGAAGGCCAGGAUGAAUCCCUGAAAACCGUGGUAGAUUCGCCGUUUGGUAAGAUUGGUGGCCUCAACUGCUGGGAGCAUCUGCAACCCUUGCUGCGCUACUACGAGUACACGCAAGGUGUGCAGAUUCACAUCUCGAGCUGGCCGUCCAUCUUCAGUAUGCCCGAUCCUGAAAAGAUCUCCUGGCUGUACCACGAGACUGGUGAGGCAAAUAACCGCAUCAGUCAGAACAUGGCGAUAGAAGGCGCAACUUUUGUUCUAUGCUCUUCGCAGAUUCUUACAGAGAAGGGUCUGGAGAAGAACAGCAUAUUAGCCGGUAAUCCGGUCACUCAGCCUGGCGGUGGCUUCUCUCAGAUCUUCGGCCCCGAUGGAAAACCAUUAUGCGAACCAAUUGGAGCGGGGGAAGAAGGAAUUCUCCAAGCCGAUAUAUCUCUGGGCGACAUCGCCAAGGCCAAAAUAUUCCUCGAUGUUGCCGGCCAUUAUGCUCGACCGGACAUGCUGAGUCUCCUAGUCAACCCGCCAGUUGCCAAGCAUGUUACAAUAAUGGAGAAAUAG
Trichoderma harzianum CBS 226.95 is the source of this 987-nucleotide messenger RNA. RefSeq lists its product as hypothetical. The record is from RefSeq and is a predicted model, not a curated record. Lineage: Eukaryota; Fungi; Ascomycota; Sordariomycetes; Hypocreales; Hypocreaceae. The coding region runs from base 1 to 987 and encodes 328 amino acids. The transcript has 3 exons. Gene Ontology annotation, molecular function: catalytic activity.